This is a messenger RNA of Tachysurus fulvidraco (yellow catfish), 9037 nucleotides long. It is a transcript of the gene sorbs2a, whose product is annotated as sorbin and SH3 domain containing 2a. The record is from RefSeq and is a predicted model, not a curated record. The coding region runs from base 1056 to 7343 and encodes 2095 amino acids. NCBI's taxonomy places the organism in Eukaryota, Metazoa, Chordata, Actinopteri, Siluriformes, Bagridae. Gene Ontology annotation, cellular component: plasma membrane. Gene Ontology annotation, molecular function: protein binding. The transcript has 30 exons.
UCUGUCUGUCUGUCUGUCUGUCUGUCUCUCUCUCUCUCUCUCUCUCUCUCUCUCUCUCUCUCUCUCUCUGCUAAAAGAGAGGCGUUUCCUCUCCCAUGCACCGGGGUACCGCAUAGCCGUCUAACACAAAAGGCGCGAGCUGCCGCCGGACCGAGAGGGAGGUUCACCAGGCACGCGCGCUCACCUCAGCGGCCGCAUUUCUUUUCUGUCUAAAGAGCGCGAGCGCAGGUGCGAACCCGGAUCCGAACCCGGAUCCUUUUUUUCUCCACUCUUUCAUGGACUUUAUAUUUUUUACAUAUAUAUAUAUAUAUAUAAUUGUGCAUAAACUGCACAUAUAACUGCACGCGAAACCGGGUCUGGAGAUCUCGAGGCCACUACAGAGAGGAACGUGUGAUUUGGGACGCGGCCGCAUGCAGGGGUCGGUUGUCAUGGUGACCGGGACUAUAGGCCUAAGAAUAGAGGAGUAUCUGGCAGUUUUGUCCUGGGGAGGCUUUUAAUAACACACACACACACACACACACACACACGCACACACACACACACACACACACACACACACACACACACACACACACACACACACACACACACACACACACACACACACACACACACACACACACACACAGUCACACAGCUGUUGAUAGAGCAGCUCUCUCACAGUGGCCAUGGCACAGAGCUGCUGUGACGCCGUUGGUCUGUACCCUCGAAACACUAUCCCAUAAUAUAACCCUUAUUGCCAAGGCGGCCCACCCUGCCACCCUAAAACUGCAGAUGUGACAAGUGUUGUGUGUUUUGUGUGUGUGUCUGUGCGUGUAUGUGUGUGUAUUUGUGGAAGCUAAAGAAUAAAUCUGUUAGACACUCAGUAAAGUGAUGAUGUAUUUUAUAUUAAAUAAAAUCCUUAAAAAACUUUAAUAUUUUAAUGUAAUCUUGUUCAUCUUUUUUAUGUUAACAACCUGUAAAAGACCUGUCUUUAGUCGUCCUUCAGUAAUUAACCACCAUAUCUGAGGAAAGUGAUUUGUUAUUCCCAGAAGUGCUAAGCAGAAAACCCCAUCAUGAACACAGGUAGAGGAAGUCAUUCAUCAGACUCAGAUGCCUGGCAGUCUCGCAGUGUGGCAGAUGGAUUAAGGAAUGGUGAUGUGAGCUCAACUCUGACAGCUAAAGGUUACCGGAGUGUUUGUCCCAUCAUGCAGGACAAGAACAGUCCCUUCCUGGUCCCGCUCCCGCCUCCUCGGAGAGAGAGCUGUCACAUGACACCUAACCCUCCGCCUUAUAGCUCCAUUGUUCCCUCCGGUUCUUACACCCUCAAAUCCAGCUCCUCCUCCUGCCACUUAUAUUCUGAGACUACUUGCAAUACUACCACCAGCUCAGAUGUCACCCCGGAGGCAAACGCUAAUGCUAAUAGCUUUAUUAGCCAGAUCCUGGAGCGCAAGGUGUCAUCUCUCAAACUUGCUAAUGAAGGAUCCAACGCUGCUACAGCUACAACUAGUGCAGAUGUAACCAACAAUACUAACAUAAAUCAAUCUUGGGCUAAUACUAACAUGGCAAUGGUCAUGAACCCUGGUUCACGUGAUAGUCCACCAUCCCCACCACCACGUACACACUCCAAAUUCCCUCCUACAACACACACAGCCUCUCUCUCCAUUCAGGUAUCUCCUAAAAGUUUAAAAUAUCAUCCUGAAUCUGGACUCCAAUCGGGAUCUGGAUCUGAAAGGCAGGAUCCUGUUGAGCCAAGCCCCAAAGUGCCACCCAGACCAGCGCUCAGUGUGGUGCGGGACGUAUCCCCACCAAGAGGUACUACCGACUUUCGUUCCGGGGCAUCCUACAGCUGCACGAGUCAGGACUCGCCUGACUUCCUGUCUGGGCAGAAUGCUUCGUCACGGUCUCUUUCAGCCCUGAGUCACUAUUCAUCAUCAACAGCCGUCCUCGAAGAACUACAGAUCUGUGCUGUGGACUCACGCGAGGCCACACCCACUCCUUCCCCCACACUCAGCCAUGCUUCUGUUCCCCUUGAUGAUGUCCCUGCACCCACUGCCUCAGCAACGGCUGCUGAUACUAACGGUCAGAUGGCAGUAAAUGGAAGUGUGCACUCUCAGAGGCCAUUCUCUCCUCCAGCACAACGUCCUCCUCCACCAGUCUUUAGUCCCGGACUCGAGCAAAUCCAUCAAACAAGACACUCGGAAGGUUCAGAGUCAGUACAGAGGGAGUCUGUGUCAGUGGGUGAGAUGUCAUUCAGAAGCAUGACUCCUGUGGCUCGUUUCUCAGAGGAGGAAAAGAAAGUUUCUGUGAUCAAGGCGCCUCAUUACGAGGGCAUCGGGCCUGUGGACGAGUCGGGCCUCCCACUCGCUAUCCGAACGACCGUAGACAGGCCUAAGGACUGGUACAAGACUAUGUUUAAGCAAAUCCAUAUGGUGCAUAAACCAGAUGAUGACUAUGCAGAGACAUACGGUGCUACCUACGCCUUUGUGAAUAAUGAGAACUUCAACCCCGUCCAUGCCCACCCUCCACCUCGGACCCACACGUACCGACCUCUGUCCCGAAACUCUAACGAGCCCAGCAAAGCUCCACCCCCUCGAGAGUUGAGCCCCGUCCCACCCCCACCCCCUCCAAUGCCUUCGCUCCUGCAGCUCCGCUCACGAGACUUCGACCGUGAGAAAGAUCUCCCACAUGAUCCAAAUGAAUGGAGUCCCCCUGAUCGUAAAGUGGACACACGACGGUAUCGUGCUGAGCCACGUAGCAUCUUUGAGUAUGAACCAGGCAAAUCCUCCAUCCUGGAGCAUGAGAGACAGAGUUUUCAUUUAGAAGCAGAUGAGAUAGAUUUAGAGAACGAGCCUUGGUUUAAGUUCUUUUCAGAGCUGGAGUUUGGCCGGCCGCCUCCUAAAAAGAGGCUGGAUUACACACCUGACUGCUCCACGCACUCCCGAGCCCAGACAUCUCUCAAUCUUUCAUCUUCCGAGCGGACUGAGAGCUCCUCCGGUGACUAUAGGAAGCGACGAAAGUCUGAGCCAUUUGUCACUCAGCAGAACACAGGAAAUGAGCAGAAUGCUAGUCCAAACUCAAGACUUGAGCCCCACAAAUCCAACAGUUUAAAGAAGCCUGCUGUACGUUCCUCGCCUUCUUCUCCAGCAAAAGUAAAAGCUGGAGGCACUUGUGAGUCUCUCUCUCCAUCAGUGAGCCCCCCCCCAGGUAUGGAGCACGUCUCCUCCCACCUUUCCUCUGACACCCUUUCACUUUCCACAUCCACCCUGCGCAGCUCCAAGCAAUCUAUCAGCUUCAAGAAUGGCUGGCAGGUGUGCCAGAAGGACAGUGCUGAAACUUGGAGCAGUGUGGAGGAUGAGGAAGCAGGUGCUUCCUCUCCUCACCUCAAGUCUCGCAGCUGCGAUGACUUACUCUCAGACGGUAAUGUCAGAAUGAACGGCAAUCGCUCAGAAAGUGUCGGAUCGCUGCUUGGUGAAGGCGGAACACGUCAACCGCAGACACAAGCAAAAAGUCUUAAUUCGUCCCCUAGAGCACGUCGACAUCAUCGGCGCAAAAUGGCCCACGAUACACCCGGAUUCCUGCAGCUUUACAAGACGAUGCAUCACAUUGACCGUGCACAGCUCCUGCCCUCGGAAGUGAUCUGUUCUGUCCGUGCUCGUAUCCUGGAACUCGAGCGACAGCAGCAACAGCAGCGGAAGAACCUCCAUUCAUGGGCAUCAUCUGGACAGGAAGUACCACAGAGCAUGGUGCCAAAUCGGAUUUCAGAGUACGAGCAGCUAAUCCAAAAGUCCAAGUCCAUGCCAGACCUUGGUGACGAUAACACUCCAUCAGGUACCACCACGCCAGGGUCUUCACGAGCCAGCAGUUGCCCGAAGCGCCGAUUUUCGGUGGAGUCGCUCCUGGAGGAGGAAGACCCUCCAGAAAGGGCAAGAAGUCCCCCAGAAGGUCAACCACGGCCAGGUCCAGAAGAUCACAGCCUUGUUCCAUUGGUCAGGCAGAACCAACACCAGCAGCAGGACUACUCAGACAGUGAGCAGGAUGCUUGUGCCUCUGAAUUGAGUGAUUUCAUUCAGAUAGAAGGAUCUUCCUUCUGCAGUGAGAGUGACUUGGACCACUGCUCACUAGCAUCUUCUGAGAGCUUCUGUGGAUCUGGACACCAUCACCACCACCACCUUCACCACCACCAUCACCAUGGACGACGUCACCACAGCAGCCACCAUCACCAUCUGCACCAGAGUCUGGGCCAGAGUCAAGGUUACCACCAUCGCCACCUUAUCAGCUCCUGUAAGGGGCGUUGCCCAGCUUCCUACACACGCUUCACCACUAUGAUUAAGCAUGAAAGAGCACAGCAAGAGGGUCGCACCACCAUCACACCUCCAUUGGCUCAGCAAUCACCCAGCGAAUCAGGCCUUUCCAAAUUGGCCUUCCUGGUCAGCCCGGUGCCUUUCCGCAAGAAGCGGGAUUCCUCACCAACCCAGCGGCGCCAUAGUCGCUCGGGUCACCCCAAAUCAAAAGCAGCCAUGUAUGAGGCAUUAGAUGUUGCCCUACAGGACAUUUAUGACCACUUAAGGGCUGAGAAAGGGCUGGGAGCUGCUCGGUUGCCAGAUGAUAGCAUCUUACGCCGGCUACUGCACGAGUUGCUCCCAGAAGUUCCCGAAAGGAGCUCGUCACUGCGGGGUCGUCGGGGGGUUUACUCCCCUUCUUCCUCCCACCACUACCAGCCUUACCACAGUGCCUCCUAUCAGCAGCCACACCACACAGAUGCCUCCAACAACAACAACCAGCACACUAACACUAGCUCUAAUGCACACUAUUAUUCAGAUCAGGGCUCUGAUGCUGGACACCUCACACCUCAGAACAGAAGACCUACUCCAGAUCGCGAGGUGUCCUCUAAGCAGAUGACAUAUCUCAUAUUGUCUUCUCUUCUCUAUCAGAGACAGUCUGCCAGGGCUAUUUAUGACUUCAAAGCUCAGACCAGCAAAGAGCUCUCCUUUAAGAAGGGUGAUGCGAUCAACAUUAUCAGACAGAUUGACAGCAACUGGUAUGAAGGAGAGCACAGAGGAUGCAUCGGGAUAUUCCCUAUUUCUUACGUGGAGAAGGUUGUGUCUCCAGAGAGGAAGCACCCAGUGCGUCCUCCUCCACCGGCCCAGCUCCGGGAGAUGGGAGAGGCCGUGGCUCGCUACAACUUCAACGCCGAUACUAACGUGGAGCUUUCGCUCAGGAAGGGGGAGAGAGUGAUCUUGCUGAGGAAAGUUGAUAAGAAUUGGUAUGAAGGGAGGAUCCCUGGCUCCAAUAAGCAGGGGAUUUUCCCAGUGUCAUACGUCGAUGUCAUCAAAGCAUCCCCUUCUAAAAGUCCUGGUCACCAUGUCGACACCUACAGGAUGCAGAAGCCCCAUCCUGCUUCGCUUGGUUCUGCCCCUUAUCCCCAUCUUCAAGAGGUCACCAGUGAAUGGCUAUCACUCACUCUGGGAGUCACAGCAUUUCCUCCUUCUCCCUGUAGAACUCCAGUCCCGCCCACUCCACCACCUCUUCCUAGCAUCACCCAGUAUCCAAGUAGCCACUUACUUAGCAGCCCACUGCUCAGUCAAGCAUCACCUGCAUUUCAACCAUUUUCUACGAUCUCAAAUUCAACUCCGCCUCCUCCUCUUGUUGCACCACCUUUUCUAUCCAACCCUGCCUCUCUUGUAACAGACCAAUUAUUUAACAGCAGAAAUCAUUAUCCAGCUAACCAAAUAAUACAGAUAGGUGAGAUUUCAGAUCAGAAUCGAGAGAUGUACAUCAAAGAACCAAAGACACCCGGACAUAAAACACUGAUCGCAGAAAAGCAUCAAAGCUGUGACCUAGCACAGUUCAUAACCGAUCCAAGCCGCUAUGACAAACUUAUGACGAUGUUAUCACAGGAGGAAAGUUGGGAACUUUGCACACCAUUGGCUGAUGAGUCCGACCAAAGCCAUGUAAUAGCAUCACCUGACAGGUUAACACUAAACAAGUCAAUGAGUCUGAACAGCCGAUCAGAAACACCACCUGAUGAUGUGGGGUUAUACCCAGACCCUCCCAGCUCAGUGACAGACAGCUUUGGGGUGGGGCUUCUUGAGUUGUACAUACAAGAAGAGGGCGAAGAGAGAAUCAUUUCUUCUGUUUUCAAUAUAAACAAUGCUUCAAUACAAGAGGCCAAUCUCUCUCCUCUUCUCAGGCCUCUUCUCUCAAAGCCUGAUCGCUCAACAUCAACUCCUCCUCCUCAUGUGUCUUCCCCUAUUUCCUCCACAUGCAGUUCAUCCCUCCAUCUUUCUCCUCCCUCAUCUCCUGGCCCCUUGUCCUUUACCCAAUCUCCCACAUUCUCCCCUCUACCCUUCUCCUUGUCUCCUGCCCCUUCUGAAAAGAAGCCCUGCUCAUCUUGUUUCUCCCCUCCUCCCUUUUUUUUAACCUCCCUUCCCACGUCACCUUAUCCUCCUUUUUCUUCAUCUUGUAUACCCCCUCAGCCUACAAUUUCUUCCUCUCCCACCUUUUCACCUCCUGCCCGCUCUCUGUCUCCUCCCAUCCCUUCCUCUCAACCUCCAUUUUACCCAUCACGGCAACCUCUCCUGCCCACUAUACCUGCCUCUCCACCAUCUUCUCCAGUCCCUCCCUCAGACCCAACCACAUGUCCCACAACCCCCCUCUCUUUUCCAGUCCCUCCCAUAGAGUGUACCACAUCUCCCACAAAUCCUCUUGCCUCUCUAGUCUCUCCCACAAAGUGUACAACAUCUCCCACAAUCCCUGUCUCCUGUCCAAUCCCUAGCUCAGAGCGUGUCACAUCUCCCACAAUCCCCCUCUCCUGUCCAGUCCCUCGCUCACAGCCAACCACAUCUCCCACAAUCCUCCAGUCCCCUCCAGUCCCUCCCUCACAGCCAACCACAUCUCCCACAAUCCCCCAGUACCCUCCAGUCCCUCCCUCAGAGCCAACCACAUCUGUAAUGAUUCCCCAGUCCCCUCCCAGCUCUCCUCCUCUCCUCCCCGUCUUUACUCCUUAUUCCAGCUGUGCGUCUCCUCCACCUCCUCCUGUCCUCUCUUCCACUCAGUCCUGCGGUGUCCCCUUGUCCCGCACUCCUCUAUUUUCUCCUCCUAUCUCCACUCCUCUGCUGUCCCCUCGGUCACAGCUGCAUUCUCCUCACAUCAAGAGGAUGAUGCAGGAUUCACUCCACGGGCCCAGAGAGCCGUUCCAGGCCGUGUAUAACUAUGUGCCCCGGAACGAGGAUGAGCUGGAGCUGCGAGAGGGGGAUGUGGUCGACGUGGUGGAGAAGUGUGAUGACGGCUGGUUCGUAGGAACGUCUCGGAGGACCCGGCUGUUCGGAACAUUCCCAGGAAACUACGUUAAGACUCUUUAAUGAAGAUCUACGGCACAAGAAUUGAGGCCCAGUGUGGAACCUCGACCGUGUGUGUGUGUGUGUGUGUGUGUGUGUGUGUGUGUGUGUGUGUGUGUGUGUGUGUGUGUGUGUGUGUGUGUGCAUCUUCUCAUGCAAAAAACAGUUUUAGCGCUCACUAGCCAUCCCUCACAUUUCUUUUCUCCUCCUCUGAAGUUUUCCAUCCUAAAUGAGGAACUCAGCAGUCUUUUCCUGCUCCAUAAAAAUAUUCACCUUAUUUAUUAGCUAUAAUAUUUUACAAUAAGCAAUAGUUUUAGUUUUUUUGGUGGGCAGAGAGUAUGAUAAGGAGAGAAGCACUGAGACGUUAUUGGUGGAGAAAAACGAUUGACAGCUGAUCCUUAGUCAUCGUUUAAAUCUUAGAGAUUGAUCCAUAUGAAACUGAAAUCUGUCACAGGUCAUCGAUAUCACACAGGUUUCUUGUGGGCGUGGCCACUGACAAAAAAAUUAUCUACAGUAUAACAUAUACUGCAUGCUCACAGUUAGGCCAUGUCUCUGUAUUUGUAUCAUUUAGAUUGUAUAUGUAAUGAAUCACAGCAGAGUUUCAGAAAUUUGGUCAGUUUCUGCUGAGUAAAUAGUGUACAAUAGAGUGAUUUCGCACAUAGCGGAAAUCUUUUUUUUUUUUUUUUACAUUUUUUCCCUCCAAACCACAAGAGCAGUCUGCUUUUUUGUCAUCUCCAAUCAGCAACAAAAAAAGCAAGUGAACAUGAAGUGAUUUACAACAUAAAUAGAAAAUAUUCAAAAGUUAAAAAUAAUGUUUAGACAUUUUAUCUUCAAACCCAAACCAUUUCCCCAUCUCCAGACUCACAUGAAUAUUUAUUUCAUCUGUAUUACUGAUAACAAUAAAUCAGCUAGGCUGUUAGCCAAGACAAGAUGGGGGGGGUCGUUUGCUAUGGUUACAGUGUGCACAAAUUGCCUCAAAACAUGUCUCAGCGCUCAUCCUGCGGAGACGCCGUCCACUGUUUGAUUUGCCCUGUUUUGUUUUUUUGUCCUUUUGUAAUUCUUUUUGAAACUAUAUUGAACAAAAUAUUAAGCAAUUCUAACAGUGCCACCUGCAGUACUGGAGCACUCGCAUGCGACGUGGAGGAUGUGACGGUGUUUGUCUCAUGACGUUGUCUCCGCAGUAAUCACGCUGAGGUGUUCAGUGGACGUGGAUUUUUUUUUUUCAACUCAGGAGUGAACGAUGUUAUUAGUGUACAAGCAAUAACUUUUCUUUCCAUCCAUCGAUCAGCCAAAAAUAUGCUGGUGAAGUAUUUCCUUUCCUACAAGUUAUGAUGAUGAUGAUGAUGAAUUUCUGUCUGUGUCUCUUGUAUGUUUUUAUGUUUAAAGACUUUUACACAUUGCCUGUUUAAAAAGAUGUUAAAGGUAUAAAACAGUUGGAUCUUCUGCAUUAUGAGAAAUCGUAUGGAAUGAAGUUCGUGCCACUUUUCACUUUUUUUUCUCUUUGUAAGAACACAACCGAACAGGAGGUUUUGACAGUUUUAUGAUAUUUUAUAUUAUUCCUGUUUUCUUGUCACCAGGCUUCUGAUGUUACAGAUGUUCAGUGUUCAGAGUGACAAGCGUAGCCGCACUUUACCUACGUAUUAUGACUUAUACGGUUUGAUUUUUUGUUUGUUUAUUAACAAAAUCCACUUGCUUUAUAAAGUCACUUUGCUCACACA